CUAUCAUUAUUUACAUAUGAAUAACACGUCGAUGGGAAGAUCCCCACACAUUUCAAUCAUCUCGGGAGGAACAGCUACCAAUGAAUUGGUAUCUCUUUUUUACUCUCUUUCUCACAACAUCACAUACAUUCUCCCCAUUCUGGACAAUGGAGGGUCCACAUCAGAGGUCAUUAGAGUCAUUGGCGGACCAGCUAUCGGUGAUAUCCGCUCACGUCUAACAAGACUCAUCCCAGAGCAUCAUGACAGUUUAAGACGUCUUCUCUCGUUCCGGCUUUCAAGUGAUCCGGUAUCUGCCAAACGGGAAUGGAAUGAGAUUGUUGAAGGGUCACACGCGCUUUGGGGACCGAUAAACCCGGCCACAAAGGAGAUAAUCCGAGCAUUCUUCAUUCAUGUACACACGGAGUUGCUCAAGAGGUCACGGAUGCAACUGCUGCUGCUGCAACAGUUCCGGUAUGAAUUGGCCAAUGUGGGGAACUUGUUCUUAACUGGGGUUAGAACAUUUGUUGGGUCCUUGGAUAGUGCCAUUGAAUUAUUUGCCAGAAUGACAGGCGUUCAUAGUAUGACACAAGUGUUACCCUGUAUCAACACCAAUUUCACAUAUCAUAUCAGUGCCUUACUUGAGAAUGGAGUAAUAAUUACUGGUCAAUCUCAAAUCAGUCAUCCUUCCGAAGGUUGUGAAAAUAAAUUGCUGGUACCAUCUAGGGAAUUCCUUGUAGCUGCCAGUCCCACAGAUAUACCCACGCCAGAUUUUAACUUCAACCAGAGUGUCAAUCUUAGUAUAAAUGAUCUCACGUUGAAUACUCCUUCUUUUAGUCAAGACCCAACAUUCAAUGAACCAGGGCCAGAACUAGAAUUCAAUGUAAGUCGAGCCUCGUCGAUUUGUUCGUCAUCUUCAGAACAAAACAUCCCUCAAUAUACCCAUCCAGAACUCAAGAAGUCUCAACUUCAUUUCAAUAAAUCUUCCACCAUUGAACCGUUAAAAUCACCCAUUGAGAGAAUUUUUUAUAUUUCCCCCUAUGGAGAAGAAAUUCUUCCUACUGCUCACAAUAGAGUUACCACGUCCAUUUUACAGGCAGAUGCCGUGGUGUACUCGAUAGGGUCUCUCAUGACUAGUGUUAUCCCUGUUGUAAUCUUAAAGGGGGUUGGGCGUGCACUUUUAAAUAGUACAGCCAAACUGAAGAUCCUCUUGCUUAAUGGUUGUCAUGAUCGAGAAACUGAAGGAAUGGAUGCUGAACAAUUUAUUGAACUGAUUGUAACCCUGGCACUCUAUUCAAUGGGGAAAAAACCAGAUCCUAAUAUAGCAUGGACUCCAUAUGUUACUCAUUUGGUACAUCUCAAGGAUUCUCAGAUUGAAGUUAACAAGCAUCGUCUAACUGAGAGAGGUAUUAUUUGUGUCGAAGUUGACCGAUUACACGAUAGUGAUUACUAUGACCCAGUGGGUUUGGAAGAAGUUUUAAGAGAUAUUGUGAAUAGUAGUUGAUGAUAGAAAAUGAAAUAUUAUUAGAAGCGGUUGUCUAAAGAGUUGUGUUCUCACAGUCUAGGCACGGACUAAUGGUUAGAUAUAAACUAGGUCCCAUGUGGUGGCUGUAUGGCUCCUAUUGGGCAGGUACUGGUGGAGUAAUAUCAACCCCACUCAGGGUAUCAUUGCACACCCAUGAAUAAUUUGCAGUAUAUGGCGGGCCUUGGUAAUCAAAGUGCUUAAAUCUAGAGAGUCAAGAUAACGGGUACAUCCUAAAAUGUUGUAAAUAAAUGUAUGUAUAGAAAAUAUUACAGUUGGACAACUUAAGUCGU
[Candida] anglica is the source of this 1791-nucleotide messenger RNA. The record is from the annotation of a GenBank genome assembly. Lineage: Eukaryota; Fungi; Ascomycota; Pichiomycetes; Serinales; Debaryomycetaceae.